This is a messenger RNA of Notodromas monacha, 5745 nucleotides long. NCBI's taxonomy places the organism in Eukaryota, Metazoa, Arthropoda, Ostracoda, Podocopida, Cyprididae. The record is from the annotation of a GenBank genome assembly.
AUGAUGGAUGGGUCGGACUCGAAAGCACCCAUUCGGCUUGCGAAACGGGUGCAAUUCGGUAUUUUGAGCCCGGACGAAAUUCGGCGAAUGUCGGUUACCGAUGGGGGUGUGAAAUACACAGAAACAAUGGAAGGCAACCGCCCCAAGCUGAACGGACUGAUGGAUCCUCGACAAGGUGUGAUUGAUCGUGCAUCUCGAUGUCAAACGUGUGCCGGAAACAUGACAGAAUGUCCCGGACAUUUUGGGCACAUCGACUUGGCAAAGCCCGUUUUUCACAUAGGAUUCCUUACGAAAAGCAUAAAAAUACUUCGUUGUGUGUGCUUCUACUGUUCCAAACUGCUCGUAAAUCCCAACCAUCCGAAGAUACGCGAAAUCGUCGUGAAAUCGAAGGGUCAACCCCGCAGAAGAUUGGCGGCAGUUUACGACUUGUGUAAAGGCAAACGAAUUUGCGAAGGCGGGGAUGAAAUGGACGCGAACCAAGAAGAAGGGGACGUGGACCUGUUGAAAAAGCAAGGUCACGGUGGUUGCGGUCGGUACCAACCGAUGAUCCGUCGCACUGGACUCGAGCUGACUUGUGAAUGGAAACACGUAAACGAAGAUUCUUCCGAGAAGAAAAUACAGCUGAGCGCCGAGAGAGUGUGGGAAGUUUUCAAGAGGAUCACAGACGAAGAGUGCUACAUUUUGGGAAUGGAUCCUACGUACGCUCGUCCGGAUUGGAUGAUCACGACGGUUCUUCCUGUUCCCCCGUUGUGCGUUCGCCCUGCAGUCGUCAUGUUCGGUUCUGCCCGCAAUCAGGACGAUUUGACGCACAAGUUAUCUGACAUAAUCAAAUGCAAUAAUGAGUUGAUGCGCAACGAAACAGCCGGAGCCGCUGCGCAUAUAAUUUCGGAGAACAUCAAAAUGCUUCAGUAUCACGUGGCAACUCUGAUUGAUAACGACAUUCCUGGUCUCCCGAAAGCCAUGCAAAAGUCAGGCAGGCCUUUGAAAGCUAUCAAAUCGCGUUUAAAGGCAAAGGAAGGUCGUAUUCGUGGGAAUUUGAUGGGCAAACGUGUUGAUUUCUCUGCGCGUACCGUCAUCACGCCGGAUCCUAACUUGAGAAUCGACCAAUUGGGUGUUCCUCGUUCUAUUGCCCAAAAUUUGACCUUCCCCGAAAUCGUGACGCCCUUCAACAUUGAUGACUUGCAGAGGCUUGUGAGGCGAGGAAAUUCGCAGUACCCUGGUGCCAAGUACAUCAUUCGUGACAACGGUGAAAGAAUCGAUCUACGUUUCCACCCGAAACCGUCUGAUUUGCAUCUCGCAGUAGGAUACAAGGUUGAAAGACAUGUUCGAGACGGAGAUUUGGUUAUUUUCAACCGUCAACCCACUUUGCACAAAAUGUCUAUGAUGGGCCACAGAGUGAAAGUGCUUCCGUGGUCGACAUUUCGUAUGAAUCUUAGUUGCACGUCGCCGUACAACGCAGAUUUUGACGGAGAUGAAAUGAACAUGCACGUACCACAAUCUAUGGAAACCCGAGCCGAGAUCGAGAAUUUGCACUUGACCCCUCGGAUGAUUGUCACGCCGCAAGCCAACAAACCCGUCAUGGGUAUUGUGCAGGACACUUUGUGUGCCGUGAGAAAGAUGACGAAGCGUGACGUUUUUCUGGAGAAGGAUCAGAUGAUGGAUUUAUUGAUGCACUUGCCGAGAUGGGAUGGAAGAAUGCCGAUCCCGACGAUCAUGAAGCCAAAACCCUUGUGGACAGGAAAACAACUUUUUUCCUUGAUCAUACCUGGAAACGUGAAUGUGAUCCGUACGCACUCCACUCACCCUGACGACGAGGACGAUGGUCCGUACAAAUGGAUUUCGCCUGGAGACACGAAAGUUUUGAUUGAGCACGGAGAACUCAUCAUGGGUAUCUUGUGUAAGCGUACGCUCGGUGCUUCUGCGGGUUCAUUGCUGCACAUUUGCUGGCUCGAGCUGGGACACGAGAUUUGCGGUCAAUUCUAUUACCAGAUUCAGACCGUCGUCAACAAUUGGCUUAUGAUUGAAGGCCAUUCCAUUGGUAUCGGGGAUACUAUUGCCGAUCCGCAAACGUAUGUGGAAAUUCAGAGCACGAUUCGAAAAGCCAAGGAAGACGUGAAUGAAGUUAUUCAGAAGGCUCACAACGAUGAGUUGGAACCGACACCGGGUAACACGUUGCGUCAAACCUUCGAAAACAUGGUCAAUCGUAUUCUCAAUGAUGCCCGUGACAAAACCGGAUCGUCUGCAAAGAAAUCCCUCACGGAGUACAACAAUCUGAAAGCUAUGGUCGUUGCGGGUUCCAAAGGUUCAAACAUCAACAUCUCCCAGGUUAUCGCCUGCGUGGGUCAACAAAACGUGGAAGGCAAGCGAAUUCCAUUUGGCUUCCGGAAACGAACCCUUCCGCACUUCAUCAAAGACGACUACGGUCCGGAAUCUCGAGGUUUCGUAGAAAACUCUUACCUCGCCGGAUUGACUCCUUCGGAAUUUUAUUUCCACGCCAUGGGAGGUCGUGAAGGUCUCAUCGAUACUGCCGUGAAAACAGCUGAAACUGGUUACAUCCAGCGUCGACUCAUCAAAGCUAUGGAAAGUGUUAGUGUGGCCUAUGAUGGCACAGUUAGAAACAGUGUUUCCCAGCUCAUCCAGUUGCGAUACGGCGAGGAUGGCUUAGCUGGAGAAUACGUAGAGUUCCAGAGCUUGCCGACGAUAAAACCCUCCAACGUGGCUUUCGAGAAGAAAUUCAAGUUCGAUCCGUCGAACGAGAGAUACUUGCGAAGGGUCUACCGCGAGGAAAUUGUGAAAGAAGUCAUGAGCAGUGGCGAAAUCAUCGGAGCUCUAGAGCAAGAAUGGGAGCAACUUAACAGGGAUCGAGAAGCUUUGCGGAAGAUCUUCCCGACUGGUGAAAGCAAAGUCGUGCUGCCGUGCAAUUUCGGACGCAUGAUUUGGAAUGCUCAGAAAGUUUUCCGCAUCAACACGCGACUACAGACAGACUUGAGUCCUUUGAGAGUGAUUGUGGGUGUGCGAGAACUGUUGAAAAAGUGUACGAUCGUGCAGGGGGAAGACAAUUUGAGCGUGCAAGCGAACGAAAACGCCACGCUUUUGUUUAGGUGUCUUGUUCGGUCUACGCUGUGUUCGAGGCGAAUGGCAGACGAGUUCCGACUGAAUGCAGAAGCCUUCGAGUGGCUUCUCGGUGAAAUCGAAUCCCGUUUCGUGCAGGCGAUGGCAUCACCGGGUGAAAUGGUAGGAGCCUUGGCAGCCCAAUCCCUUGGAGAACCCGCGACACAGAUGACACUCAACACCUUUCACUUCGCCGGUGUGUCUUCCAAGAACGUGACCUUGGGUGUGCCUCGUCUCAAAGAAAUCAUCAACAUUUCCAAGCGUCCGAAGUCCCCGUCGUUGACUGUGUUUUUGACCGGAGUCGCCGCUCGUGAUGCCGAAAAAGCGAAAAAUGUGCUCUGUCGGUUAGAACACACAACGCUGCGAAAAGUGACUGCCAACACCGCAAUUUACUACGAUCCUGACCCGCAAAAUACGGUCAUUUCCGAGGAUCAGGAAUUUGUCAACGUCUACUACGAAAUGCCAGAUUUUGAUCCGACGCGUAUUUCACCCUGGCUGCUCCGAAUCGAGUUGGACAGGAAAAGGAUGACUGACAAGAAGCUGACGAUGGAGCAGAUUGCCGAGAAGAUUAACGCCGGGUUCGGAGACGAUUUAAAUUGCAUUUUCAACGACGACAAUGCUGAAAAGCUCGUAUUGCGAAUCCGGAUCAUGAAUGCGGACGAGCAGAAAUUUCAGCAGGACGAGGAGGAGGAGCAAGUGGAUAAAAUGGAAGACGACGUUUUCUUGCGCUGUAUCGAGGCGAAUAUGUUGUCAGAUAUGACGCUACAGGGCAUUGAAGCCAUCGCAAAGGUGUACAUGCACUUGCCAAUGACGGACGCGAAGAAACGGAUCGUGAUAGAAAAAUCUGGGGAGUACACGAAGAUUGCGGAAUGGUUGUUGGAAACCGAUGGAACGAGUUUGAUGAAAGUGUUGUCUGAACGCGAUGUGGACCCAGUUCGCACGUAUUCAAACGAUAUUUGCGAAAUUUUCUCCGUGCUGGGAAUCGAAGCUGUCCGGAAGUGUGUGGAGAAGGAGAUGAACAACGUACUGCAGUUUUACGGACUUUACGUCAACUAUCGUCACUUGGCCCUGCUGUGUGACGUGAUGACUGCCAAAGGUCACUUGAUGGCUAUCACUCGUCACGGGAUCAAUCGUCAGGAUACUGGGGCCUUGAUGAGAUGCUCAUUCGAAGAGACGGUCGAUGUUUUGCUGGACGCUGCAAGUUGUGCGGAAGUGGAUCCUUUAAGAGGAGUCUCCGAAAACAUCAUGAUGGGCCAGCUGGCUCAUAUUGGCACUGGUGCAUUCGACUUGUUGUUGGAUGCAGAAAAAUGCAAGUACGGUAUGGACGUUGCUCCUGCUGUUGGUGGAAUGGGAAUUGCCGGUCCCGGUAUGUUUUUUGGCGGCGGUAUUUCUCCGACCGCCACUGGUGGGAUGACUCCAGGAAUGACUCCGUUUGCUCAGGGUCAGACGCCUGGUUAUGGCAGCGUUUGGUCUCCUGGACUCGGCAGUGGAAUGACUCCUGGAGGACCAGCUUUUUCACCAUCUGGCUCGAGCGAUGCAUCCGGACUGUCCCCAGGUUAUUCACCAGCAUGGUCGCCUCAGCCUGGUAGCCCGAGCAGCCCGGGUCCAGCAAUGUCUCCGUAUGUGCCGUCACCCGCGGGUGCCUUGUCUCCGAAUUACAGCCCUAGUUCGCCUGCGUAUGCUCCAGCAAGCCCAAGCAUCACACCUUCGAGUCCUGGGUACAGUCCGAGUAGUCCAGGUUAUUCUCUGAGUAGUCCGCAUUACUCGCCGAGCAGUCCGCAAUAUUCGCCGACAAGCCCAAGCUACAGUCCAACCAGUCCAAGUUAUUCGCCGACGAGUCCGAGCUAUAGUCCGACGAGCCCGAGUUAUUCGCCAACGUCUCCGAGUUACAGUCCAACGAGUCCCAGUUACAGUCCGACCAGUCCUAGCUACAGUCCGACAAGUCCGAGUUACUCGCCUACGAGUCCGAGCUAUAGUCCUACGAGUCCGAGUUACUCACCGACGAGUCCGAGCUAUAGUCCUACGAGUCCGAGUUAUUCUCCGACUUCUCCAAGCUACAGUCCGACUAGCCCGAGUUACUCGCCGUCUGGACCGAGUUAUUCUCCAACCAGUCCAAGCUACAGUCCGACUAGCCCGAGUUACUCGCCGACUAGCCCGAGUUACUCGCCGACGAGUCCGAGGUACAGUCCGGCUAGUCCCAACUAUUCUCCGACGUCGCCGUCGUUUUCUCCGGCCAGUCCGAAAUAUUCACCGACUAGCCCUAGUUACUCGCCGACCAGCCCGAGUUACAGUCCGACUAGCCCGAGUUACUCACCGGCCAGCCCGAGUUACUCUCCAACUAGCCCGAGCUACAGUCCAGCUAGUCCGAGUUACUCGCCGACUAGCCCGAGUUACUCGCCGGCUAGUCCGAGUUACAGUCCGGCUAGUCCGAGUUACAGUCCGGCUAGUCCAAGCUACAGUCCAGCGAGUCCGAGUUACAGCCCGACUAGUCCGACUUAUGCCCCUGGCGGCGGGGCGAAAUACAGUCCGACGAGUCCGGGAUUCGCGCCGUCGACGCCUAGUUACAGUCCGUCGAGUCCGACGUUCAGUGCGACGGAAAGUGGGGAAGGGAAGAAGAAGAGGCGGAAGAAGUGA